AUGAGUGACUCUCAGAAGAGGAACGACGGAUUUGGAUCAGUGGACACAGAGAGAUUCCAGAAGAUGCGUGAAGCUGGCCAACGCCGGAAUGCAUUGAUCAAACAGAAGAAGGCCGACAAAAAGAACAAACGAAAUGGUCUCCCAUUUCUCUCGAAACCAUGUCCAGAUGGGAGAGUUUUGAUGAGUGACUCACAGAGAUUGGAUGCCGUUUUUCAACUCAUCGCGAAGAAAGCGAUGGAACGUUCCGCAGCUCGUCGGGCGGCUGGAGGACUAGUCCUCGAAGCGAAUAUGCCAGAUAAAAUGAGAGACAUUCUGGAGGAAGAAACAGUGGAAUGCGUUGUUCCAGUACAAGAAUAUGAGGAGAUGAAUGAGGCAUUGAGUGAGAAGGAUCAGGAGAGGACAGAGAAAGAGGAGGUCGAAGAUUCUGAGGAUUCGGAAGAUGACGACUUGGUGGAGGCUGAACAGAAUGAGAUCAUCGCAAGUGAAACAAUGAAUUACUCUCUGCUGGAGGAAGAGGACGAAACGACUGAUUACAUCCUUCCUGAAUCCACAAGUGCUUCAGAAGAUGAAGAAUAUUACGAAGGAAUGCAGGAGGCGUUGACAAACUUGGAUAUGGAGGCAGAGAAGAAAAGAGAAGAUGCUGAAUAUGCUGAGAAGAGAGCCAAAAUCAUUGCACAAGUAGCAGAAAUCAGAGAGUCGCAAAAGAAGAACCAAGAAUCGGGAUCGCCGGAAAAUGAUAGAUACAAUAAAAUGCGUGAAUCUGCCGAACGUCGUUACAAAGCAAUCAGGCAGAAGAAGCUUUACAAGAAGAUCAAAGAGAACGGACUUGCUUCUCUUCUCCCAUAUCUCUUGAGAGCACGUUCAGAUGAAAACGCUACGAACCAUGCCUACCCACGAGCCAUUAGAGAUUCUUCCCAGCUUGCCAUCAAUCAAACUGCCAGUGGUUCCAAUCCAGAUAUACCUGAUGAAAUUAAGCGUGAUUUGGAGAAUAUGGCAAGAGAAACUGGAAUCAUUGUUCCGAGAUUUGAUGAACGAUACAAGAAGGUGGUGGAGGAGAUCAGAAAUAGAGGUCUUAAUGACCAAGUCGACAUCCGUCACUGA
Caenorhabditis remanei is the source of this 1101-nucleotide messenger RNA. RefSeq lists its product as uncharacterized. The coding region runs from base 1 to 1101 and encodes 366 amino acids. The record is from RefSeq and is a predicted model, not a curated record. NCBI's taxonomy places the organism in Eukaryota, Metazoa, Nematoda, Chromadorea, Rhabditida, Rhabditidae. The transcript is spliced from 4 exons.